Didymodactylos carnosus is the source of this 1437-nucleotide messenger RNA. The record is from the annotation of a GenBank genome assembly. Lineage: Eukaryota; Metazoa; Rotifera; Eurotatoria; Philodinida; Philodinidae.
AUGUUUGAUAAAAGGAAUAUUAAGGGUCCACAAGUAUGCUAUUGGUUUGGUAAUUUAAAAACACUGUGGUCGGCUAAAUCGUAUUCACGUCAAUUACAAUUAUGGACAAAAGAAUAUGGUGAUAUUUACGGUUAUUAUGAAGGUGACAUACCCGUAUGGACGACAUCAAAUGUUGAUUUUUUAAACGAAGUAUUUAUUAAACAGUUUUCUAAUUUUUAUUCCAGAAAAACAACAAUAUUUACGCGAUCAACGACUGGUAAAUAUGUCCAUUUAUUUGAUGCACAAGGGAAAAGAUGGAAACGUCAACGUUAUGUUAUUAAUCCAACAUUUUCAGCAUUGAAACUAAAACAGAUUACACCACUAAUAAAUGAUUGUAUACGGCAAAUGAUGGAAAAACUUCCACUGGAUGAAGAUUUUAAUAUAUAUGAAUUUUACAAACAAUUGACAAUGAAUGUCAUAAGCCGAUGUGCUCUCGGAAUUGAUCCAAAUUCAAAUGCGGUAUUCUUAGAAAAAACAACAUUAUUCUUUUCAAACGAUUUUCGAAAACGUUCCAUAGCAAAGUUAGGAGUAUUAUUUCCAAAAUUUCGUCCAUUUAUAAUGAAUUUUUUUGUAUUUCAAUAUAAUCUUCGUAAAAAAUUGAAUAAUUUAUUUCCAUCUGUAUUUGAUUAUGCAGAACCACCCAGCCGGUGGCUAAUAGAUCGUCUUCGAAAUGUUGUAAAUAAACGAAAACAACAAAAUGGAGAAGUCGAAUAUAAAGAUUUACUGCAAGUAAUGUUGGACGCUGCACAAAAUCAUGAAAUAAAGGAUGAAAAAGAAAUGGCAGAAUCAUUGGCAAAAAGUUUAACUUAUGAUGAAGUAAUUAUGAAUGUAUUCUUGUUUCUAAUAGCCGGCUAUGAGUCAACAAGUACGGCACUAGCAUAUUGUACAUAUGUACUAGCCACAAAUCCAAUUGAACAAACAAGAUUACAAGAAGAAAUUGCAUAUCAAACUGAGCUUAGUGAGAUGAAAUAUUUAGAUUUAUUUCUUAAAGAAGUUUUUCGAAUGUAUCCGAUACCCAUAUCAUUUGUGAACCGACAAUGUGUAACAGAAACAAAUGUUUGUGGUUACCAUAUUUCAAAAGGUGAUAUCAUUCAACCGGACAUUUACACUCUUCAUUAUGAUUUCGAUCUUUGGGGUCCAGUUGACCCGACGCAAUUCUACCCUGAACGCCAUCAAACAGAGCGUCAUCCAAUGGCUUGGAUGCCGUUCGGAAAGGGACCCCGAAAUUGCGUUGGAAUGAAAUUUGCUCUACAUGAAAUAAAAUUGGCACUCGUAAAAUUAUUGACACAUUACACAAUUGUACCAUCAGAUAAAUUAGAAACUCAUCUAAAUAUACAAGAACUAGCAAUAAUUACACCAAGUGAAGUUUGGAUUAAACUCGAAAAACGACACUCUUAG